Messenger RNA from Limanda limanda (common dab), 6302 nucleotides. RefSeq names its product protein tyrosine phosphatase receptor type O (gene ptpro). Gene Ontology annotation, biological process: peptidyl-tyrosine dephosphorylation involved in inactivation of protein kinase activity; axon guidance; negative regulation of canonical Wnt signaling pathway. Lineage: Eukaryota; Metazoa; Chordata; Actinopteri; Pleuronectiformes; Pleuronectidae. The record is from RefSeq and is a predicted model, not a curated record. The transcript is spliced from 27 exons. Gene Ontology annotation, molecular function: protein tyrosine phosphatase activity; cadherin binding; Wnt-protein binding. The annotation marks the transcript as partial. Gene Ontology annotation, cellular component: GABA-ergic synapse; plasma membrane; glutamatergic synapse.
UUAUUUAAAAAUUCGUCGACCUUUCACGUGUCCCUGAGUGACGAUGGUUCGAUCCUGGCGUCUCUGGAGCCAUCGGACCUGCAGGACAACGUCACGGCGUACGCAGCUCAGGUGUCUGGAGAAGCUCGGCUCCUCGUGGCCGAGUUCAGGAACACGAGCGAACUGCUGGUCUUCAACACUUCGUUCCACGGCCUCUGUUACUCUGUUAGUCUGCUGCUGAAAGUGGGACAGAGCUGGUCCAGACCCGAGAAGACCACGUCCGUCCUCACAAAGCCGCUUCCCGUCCACAGCGUCCAGAUCUCGGACUUUAAAGAGUCUCCAGAAACUGGCGUGGUGUUUGAGAUCGAGCCUCCGGCAGGAAACGUGUUCAGCCGAGUGAACAUCAGCUACACGGAGGCACAGGAGCGACGCUCCUUCCUCUACAAAGAUUUCUACAGAGGGAAGACGGUUUUCAAGCACUGGUUACCGGGCGUCUGUUACCGUAACAUCACCUUCCAGCUGGUCUCCGAGGCAACAGUGAACCAGACGGCGCUGGUGUCACACAGUGACAUCACACACUCACCUUUACACCACAGGACAGUGCCGUACCCCCCCCUCAACAUUUCCCGUAAGAUCGUGCCCCUGAGCCCGAGGGCGGGGCCGGGUGGCGCUGCCAGCAGGCUCCGCCCUGAGGGGAACCAGGAGAGCACCCUGUCGUCCCGUCGAGCCCGGGACGUCCCGCUGAUGGAGGAGCAGGAGGAGAACACUUCAGAGGAGGCGGCGGCAGCUAUUACUCAGGUUCCCUUCAUCCCGUCACAGAACCAGUCAGGAACCGCCGCCGCCCUCAGGAACCAGACGACGGAGGCUGAGACCCGGAGCUACUGGCCGGAUCCGACCGAGCCACAGGGCACGGAUGACGAGUUCGUGAACGCCGUUGUGUCUGAGUACGAAGACUCCAACGAGCCAGGCUCCGCCAUGGGCCUCCCCUCCGACCCCCCCGUCCUGCCCACCGAGCUCCUCCCCCUCCUGCUGGAGCUACGCUGGCUGCCCCCCCGACCUCCCACCAGCUACGACGGCUUCAACGUCUACAUCUACAGAGACGGGAACUCGACAGAAACAGCGACCGUGGACGAGAACACUCAUGAGUUCUUCACGGAGCUGACGGAGGCGGGGACGUAUCGAGUCCAAGUGACGACUCUGAGCUCGGCCGGAGACUGUGAAGCGAGAGAGAGCGCCGCCGACACCAGCUUCAGCUUCUACCUCAGUCUCGGCGGCGAGCUGUUGGAGGAGCUGCGUGAGCGUCCCCGGGCCGUUAGCGUCCGUCUGCUGGACUCCAGCACCGCCGCCGUCUCCUGGGCGGCGUCCCCCGAGGACCACAACGGCAGCGUGGUGUCCGUGGUGUCCACAACGUGUCUGAAGCCGAGUCCGAGUCAGAGGAUGGAGAACACGUACUGCGGCGAGGAAAACACGACGAGUGACAUCAUCACCAACCUGACGCCCGGCGCCCAGUACCGGGUGACGGUGUUUCACACCAACGGGCCUCUAACCAGUCCUCCGUCCGAACCCGUCAUCAUCGACAUCGAACCCACCGGCGUCCGCGAGCUCGCCAUUUACCCUCUGAGUCCGACGGCGGUGAUCCUGAGCUGGCAGCGCCCUUACCACGUGUCCUUCAGGAAGUACGUCCUGCAAACCUUCUUCUUCAACCCCGUCACGCUGGCGUCAGAGUGGACCACGUACUACGAGAUUGCUGCCACCGCCUCCAUCAUUGCUUCAGUGCGGGUGACCGACCUGCUGCCGGCGUGGUAUUAUAACUUCCGUGUUUCCAUGGUAACAUGGGGCGACCCGCCGCUCAGUUGCUGCGACAGCUCCACCGUGAGCUUUGUGACAGCUCCCGAGGCUCCUCACGUGUCGUCGGUGGAUUAUUCUCAUGGUGUCCUCUACAUCCGCUGGACGUACGGAGAACUCUUCAUCGACCUGUCCCACUCCCGGAUGCUUCACUGGCAGGUGCUCGCUGUGGGAAAGAAAGGAGCCGAGAGAAGCUACUCUGUGGACGUGACUCGUAACGUGAUGCGGGCGAGCCUCCCUCUGCCGCCGGGCGACAUCUACAACCUGACGGUGACGGCGUGCACGGAGCGCAGCAGGAACACGUCGACGCCAAACAUCAUCAAGCUGGAGCCGGCUCCUCCCACUUCUCUGUUUGCCGUCAACGCCACCGACUCAUCUGUCACUCUGCUGUGGAGCGAGGAGGGAGUGGUCGACUACUACCAGGUCGUCUGCAGAGCGCGAGGAGGCCGAGAGCUGAAGGCGCGGGAGCCUCAGACCGUCACUUCUCACCUGGUGACCGUUUCUGGCUUGACGCCUUCGUCCUCGUACAACUGCUCCAUCGUCAGCUUCAGCUACAGCACGCCCAGCAGGCCCGCCCACAUCACCAUCACCACUGUGGCUAAAGAGAUGAACCCGAGCGUGGCGGCCAUCUCGGCGCUCGCCGUUCUCAGCAUCCUGCUCGCCAGUCUCCUCGUUCUCUUCCUGCUCGUUCUACGAAAGAAACACCUGCAGAUGACCAGAGAAUGUGGAGCUGAGACCUUCGUGAAUUUUGCUUCGUUUGAACGAGACGGGAAACUUCCUUACAACUGGCGAAGAAGCCUCUUUGCCUUCCUUACCCUCCUGCCAUCCUGCCUUUGGACUGACUAUCUUUUGGCUUUUUAUAUUAAUCCUUGGAGCAAGACGGCUUUAAAGAAACGGAAACUAACGAGUCCGGUGCAGCUCGACGACUUUGACUCCUACUUUAAAGAAAUGGGCAAAGACUCGGCCUAUAAGUUCUCUCUGCAGUUUGAGGAGCUGAAGAGUGUCGGUCUGGAUCUUUCCCAUGAUGCAGCUGACCUGCCCGUCAACAGACCCAAGAACAGAUACACCAACAUCCUGCCGUACGACUUCAGUCGAGUCCAGUUAAUCUCGAUGCACAACGAUGAAGGUUCAGAUUACAUCAACGCCAACUACAUACCGGGAUACAAACAUGCGAAGGAGUACAUCGCCACCCAGGGGCCGCUGCCGGAGACUCGGAACGACUUCUGGAAAAUGGUGCUGCAGGAGAAGUGUCCCAUCGUGGUGAUGCUGACUCAGUGCAACGAGCGGCGGCGGGUGAAGUGCGACCACUACUGGCCGUUCACAGACGAGCCGGUGAUGUAUGGAGAGAUCAGCGUGGAGAUGCUCUCUGAGACCGAGUCUCUGGAGUGGACCAUCAGGAAGUUCAGACUGGGAUACGCCGACGAGUCUCAGGACGUCCUCCACCUGAACUACACCUCGUGGCCGGACCACGGCGUGCCCACGGUGAACGCCAUCGAGAGCAUCCUGCAGUUCGUCCACAUCGUCCGUCAGCAGGCAAACCGGAGCAAAGACCCGGUCAUCGUACACUGCAGCGCCGGCGUCGGCAGAACCGGGACCUUCAUGGCUCUGGACCGGCUCAUGCAGCACAUCAGAGAACACGAGUUCGCCGACAUCCUGGGGCUGGUGUCGGAGAUGAGGUCACACCGGCUGUCCAUGGUCCAGACUGAGGAGCAGUACGUGUUCAUCCAUCAGUGCGUCCUGUUGAUGUGGCAGAAGAAGAAGCAGCUGUCAAUCACCUCCGACGUCAUCUACGAGAACGCCAGCAAAACAUAAAGAGUCUCCUCCACACGCUGUGAAGCAGCUCCUGUGCGUCAGGCUUCCAUAUUCUGCAGAAGAAGAAGAUCUGCUUCAUCAUCAGUAUCAAGAAACAAAACAUCAACGUGAAAAUAAUAAUCUGAUUUUUGUUGGAAUUGGUGUAAAAGCAUGGGAUGGAGUUUUGCCUUAAGGAGCCGUCAAUGACUGAAAACCCGUCCGACCCCCCCGCCCUCUGAACGGACUCAUUCAGAGGAGCUAACGAGCUCCGCCUGCUGAUUGGACGUGAAGCCACGAGGCGGCGGAACUGAGUCGCACCUUUUUCAUUAUAUUUAUGUUUUUAAUCUCAGGAGUCGCUGAAGAACCAGCGAGCACACCGGCCUCGGCCCCCCCCGCCCUAACCCGUGUUCCGUCCGUGUGCAGCGUCCCGUCCCAGACGAGUCGCAGGAUGACAACAACUCACAUUCAAAACCACUCUGCUAAUGAACAGAGAAGAAGAAGAACCCAGCAAAUGUUCAACCAACGAGAAAUGAUUUCCUCCCGUCAUCACAAAAUUGACAAAAUAAACGUUUGAGUCGUUUUGUUUGUUGAUUCAACAUUGAGCGUCUGAAUGUUCGCUGGUUUGAACAAAAGCUAAGAGACACAAAAACAGUCGAUGGGAAAAAACGGCUCUGUUUGGAGUUGAGCGCCCCCUGCUGCCGGCCCGUCGCUCCACCGGCAGACGUGGGUUCAUACGUGAGAGGCUGUGGCUGUUUGUCCUUGAGGCGUCAGAGUUCCUGCCGCCGCCGCCGCCGCCUGAUGGAACCUGAGUCUCCGUUUGCGCCCUGAGCUCCGACAGCAGGCUUCUCUAAAGACAGAAUCUGAAGGACUCAUCGUCUGAUCAACAAUCUGCAGAGACAGAAACGUAUCCGACUCAUUUCAGCUGAAGCUAAACCAGAAGUUUCUCUUCAUGUUGCUGAAGUCGACAGAAACAUAUCGACACAGAUCUGCAGAGUCGACACGAGCCGUCCAAUUCUAAAUAUCAACAUGUGCAAAUAUUUAAUAAAACUACAAGAAUCUUUUCAAACUUCUUCCUUCAACUACAAAAAACAUUGUAAAUUGUAAUGACCCUAAUUUGUCUUUUUCAUUUUCCAAAUUUUGGUGAAAAGAAUGUUUAGAUUUGUUAUUGGUUCUUUAAUAUUUUGGCUCGUGUCGAUUUUUCACAUCUGCAGGAAUUCAGGAAAAAGUCGUGAACAUUUUCUGAAGCAUCAUGUUUGUUAAAUCAUUUCCAGAUUAUUUUCCAUCUUUCUACUGAAGAUUGAACUUUUCCACGUUUCUCCCGACGACUGUCGAGAAUGUUUCUGAACAACCUCCGUCUUCACUCUGCAUUCAGGAAGUACAGGGUGUUGUCAAAAUAAAAGCACAGCUUGAGGUUUGGCAAAGAGUUAAACGGACUAAAUGUCUGAUAUAAUGAUAUAAUUUCUUAUAUUUAUACAAUUUUAUCAUUAGAACUGUUUUAUCAGCUGACUUGAAUUAAACCUUUAAAAUGUCAGGAAACGCACGUUAAAAACCUAAAGUUUAGUUCUGACAUUAAAUCAGCGACUGUCCAGAUGUUUCAAAGCUCAGCACAAUUAUCACGUUUCUCUAGAAACUGCUUCAACAUCUCAACAAGAUUUAAUAGUUUAUUUUCUGAUGUGAGAAUAUUUACCCGAACAUCAACAUAUGUAAUUACGACUUAAUAAUUCAAGCUCAGUGAUGUUUGUUUUAUUUAACACGUGAGAUAUGAAAUAUCCAAUAUGAAACUGAUCCGUUAUAAAAGUUCAAUAUUAAAGCAACACAAGUUUGAGCAAAAGGUUUUUCAAUGAACAACUUAUUGUUUUUACUAUAUCAAAAAAGUUUGUGUCCAAAAUGUCUCCACUAAGUGAAUCUAAUGAAAGAUCAGAUCUAGAAUCAGUUGAGUUUGAUUCCGUCUGUCGGGACCUGAACGUGGAGUUUGAGUUCAGAUCCAAACGAAUCUGGGUUCCCAGAAGAAAUGUGAAAAAGCUGUUUUCAUUAUUUUGAUGACACCUUGUUUGUUAUUUGCAGAAACUUAGAGAGAUUUGAAUGUUUGACAAAAUGGCCGCUCAGUGUUAAAUGAUUCUCUUUGUGGCCUUGUGGUUCAAACACCGGACGUCGGGACCUGUUCUCCGUCUUGGAUCCUGGGCGCCACUGCAUCUGAAAUAGGUUUUGUUUCACUGUAAGAAAUCACAUGUACUGUAAAUACUACUACUGCUACUUCAAGUAUUCUGUUUCUACUCGUCAUGACAAAGUAAUUCUUGUGAAAAUGUUGCUUUAGAGGUUUGUUUUUUAAAACUUGUUUAUGUGAAUCAUCUUCGAGACACAACUUCGUUCUCGUUACGACGACGGUUCCGUCUCUCGAGUCGUCGGCGUGAACGUGUUUGGACGAGUUUACACAAGUCACAUGGACACGGGACCUUGUCCUGUGAGAACUCGUCAUGUGAGAACUCGUCAUGUGAGGACUCGUCACGUGAACACGUGGAACCUGCACUUUGGUACAACUGUAAAAAGAAAAUCACUGUAAACUCUUCGUGUCCAGUCAAACUUGUCGUUGGUGUCAUUUCUUGUGUCACUUAAGAUUCGAGGUCGAUCUCGAUCAUCGUCACAGUUUUAAUGUUUCUGUGUUGGAACAAAAUAAAUUGUUGCAUUUA